AUGCCACAUAGAUUGGGACAGAGGGAGCAGAAGCUUCCGACAUGUGAUCCUGAUAAAACUCAACUUCUUGAAGGAAAGGUGGAUUGGAGAGGAAGAAUAGCUACUAAGGAUAAACAUGGAGGACAAGGUCCUUCCUCACUCAUUUUAGGUACAUUUGCUUGUGAAAACAUGGCAUCACUUGUAUUGGGAGUAACUUUGGUGACUUAUUUCAAUGGAGUAAUGCAUUAUGAUGUAGCUGAUGCAGCAACUCAAGUUACCAAUUACUCAGGCACUAGUUAUAUUCUUACUGUCCUUGUGGCCAUCCUAGCAGAUACUUAUAUUGGCAGAUUUAAAGCUGUUCUUAUUUCAUGUUGGAUUGAGUUCUUGGGACUAGGACUGCUAGCAUUUCAAGCUCACUACUCCAAAUACAAACCGCCACAAAAUUGCAACAUUCUUGAUCCAACAUCAACAUGUGAAAAAGUUGGUGGAAAAAAUGCAGCCUUUCUUUUUAUUGCUCUUUAUUUAGUAGCCCUUGGAUCAGCAGGAAUCAAAUCUGCAUUGCCAUCACAUGGUGCAGAUCAAUUUGAUGAGAAUGACAAAAAAGAAGCAUUGCAAAUGUCAAGUUUCUUUAAUUGGCUUUUGUUAGCAGUGUGCAUUGGUGGUUCAAUUAGUACAACAUUUAUUGUUUGGAUUCAAGAAAAUAAAGGAUGGGAUUGGGGAUUUUUUGUUAGCACAAUGGCUAUGUUCUUGGGUGCAAUAAUCUUUUGUGUUGGAUUACCAUGGUAUAGAAUAUUUGUCAUUAAGGGAAGCAGUGCCAUCACAGAAAUUUUCCAGGUGUAUGUUGCAGCCAUACGAAACAGAAACCUUCAACUUCCUGAGGAUUCUGCUGAUCUCUAUGAAAUUGAUGAGGAUAAUGAAGCUGCAAUUCCAGCAGAAUUUCUACCUCACACUGAUACAUACAAGUUCUUGGACAAAGCAGCUAUUCAGACAUCACAACAACAAUACGAAAGACCAAAUCAUUGGAAACUUUGCAGAGUUACACAAGUAGAAAAUGCAAAAAUCCUACUAAGUAUGAUACCAGUCUUUUGUUGUACAAUAAUCAUGACACUUUGCCUAGCCCAACUCCAAACAUUUUCUAUUCAACAAGGUUUCACAAUGGACACAAGAAUCACAAAUAAAUUCCACAUACCACCUGCCUCAUUACCAAUUAUCCCAAUUAUUUUCUUGAUCAUAAUUAUCCCCGUCUACGAUCAAAUCAUCGUUCCAAUUUUACGCAAAUUUACAGGCAUCCCAACAGGCAUAACGUAUUUACAACGAGUCGGGGUUGGUUUAGUCCUAUCUGCUUUAUCUAUGACAGCAGCAUCCAUCUUAGAAGUUAAACGCAAACAAGUAGCACGUGACAACAACAUGCUCGACGCCAUCCCUAUAUUGCAACCAUUGCCAAUUAGUGUAUUUUGGCUAUCAAUUCAAUUUUUCAUAUUUGGGAUAGCUGAUAUGUUUACUUAUGUUGGGCUUCUUGAAUUCUUUUAUUCUCAAGCACCAAAAGAGUUGAAAUCAGUUUCAUCUUGUUUUCUUUGGACUUCAAUGUCCAUAGGGUAUUUCUUGAGUUCUAUAGUUGUGAAAGUAGUGAAUAAGGCAACAAAAAAAAUUACAAAUAGUGGGGGUUGGUUAGUUGGAAAUAAUUUUAAUAGGAAUCAUUUGAAUUUGUUUUAUUUGAUGUUGGCUGUAUUGAGUAUGGUCAAUUUUGGCAUAUAUUUGAUUGUGGCUAGCAGGUAUAAGUAUAGGGUACAGAAAAGUGCUAGUGAUCAGGAUGAUAGUAGAGUAUAUGCUUUAAUGGAAAUGAAGAAGUCACAAGUGGAAAAUUGA
Molecule: messenger RNA, 1845 nt
Organism: Nicotiana attenuata
Lineage: Eukaryota; Viridiplantae; Streptophyta; Magnoliopsida; Solanales; Solanaceae
Product: protein NRT1/ PTR FAMILY 4.5-like
Exons: 6
Coding region: 1-1845 (614 amino acids)
Biological process (GO): transmembrane transport
Cellular component (GO): membrane
Molecular function (GO): transmembrane transporter activity
Source: RefSeq, a predicted model, not a curated record